Molecule: messenger RNA, 1323 nt
Organism: Nomia melanderi (Alkali bee)
Lineage: Eukaryota; Metazoa; Arthropoda; Insecta; Hymenoptera; Halictidae
Source: RefSeq, a predicted model, not a curated record
UCCGUGAUCAAGAGGAUGCGUUGGAACGAUGAACGAAAGCAGCCUUCACAAACAUUCGUCAGAAGGGACGAGAGAAACGACGCACAGAUCAACAGUAAAUACAGCGAGGAACUGGCGCAGGAAUGUCUGGAAUGGAUCAAGACGAUCACUGGCGAAAACAUAAACACCAACGGGGACAUGGACAACUUUUAUGAAACCCUGAAGGACGGGAUCCUUCUUUGCCAAUUGGUGAACGACAUCAAGGAAGGCUCAGUAAAGAAAAUUAAUAAAACCAGCCUCGCUUUCAAGUGUAUGGAGAACAUAAACGCCUUCCUUGAGGCAGCGAGGGCACUGGGUGUCCCGGCUCAAGAAACUUUCCAGACUGUCGAUCUUUGGGAAAGACAAAAUCUCAACUCGGUUGUGAUUUGUCUACAAUCCCUCGGUAGAAAGGCGGGUAACUUUGGUAAACCUAGUAUCGGACCAAAAGAAGCAGAUAAGAAUAUACGUAACUUCACUGAAGAACAAUUAAGAGCUGGCCAGGGUGUGAUCAGUUUACAGUACGGCAGCAACAAGGGUGCUAACCAGAGUGGCAUCAACUUUGGAAACACUAGACAUAUGUAAAAAUGUUCAUCCUGUCAUUGAAAUAAUUCCACAAAUUCACUCGCCUCUCUUAUUUUAUUUUCACGAUACGUUAGACUUAUAGGCAAUGUUUGUCGUACAACAAUCUUUCUUGUCGUGGUCCAAAUUACACUAGACAGCGCACAAAAUACAUUGGCGUGCGUGAACAAUGUACCAGACGACUUUAUAUGCAUUUACAAUAGGAGGCAGUAUAGUACAUACAACAUACUUUACGAGUGUGUUAUAAGAUUUUAUGUAACGUUUCGGUGGAACGAGCAAUUUCGAUGUCAUCGAACUGCGCUCGCAUUCUAAAAUUAAAGUUAUAUAUCUUGGACAGUAAUGAGUAUACUGUUGAAUGAGUUAUGAAGAAAAAUGAAAAUGUGAUUUACUAUUUGAGAAGAAAUCAAUUUCUUUAAAAAUGUAGAAAUAUAGUUACAUUUCGCCACUAGUAAAGAUUGGACCGAGUGGCUCCGUAUUUGUUAAAUAUUUCAUAUAGAUUAUGAAACAGAGUUACUGUAAAAUCUCUUACAAGUUACAGUGUAACCAAAUUCUACUUAAAAAAUUCCUGUUGCAUGUAAGAUGAAAACUAUUAUAAUUAUUGUAUAAUGAUAAAUGAUAUAUAAUUAUAUUAAGUAUUUUGUACAAAUAUUUUUUGAUGAUUAUAAAAAUAAUUUUUCAUAAUGUAUUAAUGAUGAGUUAAUAAACCAACCCAAAAUGAAAUAAAUA